Messenger RNA from Drosophila serrata, 593 nucleotides. RefSeq lists its product as uncharacterized. NCBI's taxonomy places the organism in Eukaryota, Metazoa, Arthropoda, Insecta, Diptera, Drosophilidae. The record is from RefSeq and is a predicted model, not a curated record.
GGCAAUUGAGCGACGGCAUCAACUCUCAUCUGCGAGCCCUUAACACAAUGGCAACCACCCAGGAGAUUGCGGAUGGAAUGCUCAUAUCCCUGGUGUCCUCCAAACUGGAUAAGCAUACCCAGGAGAAGUGGGAAGAGGGAUUGCCUACCAAUAAGCUGCUAAAAUGGACGGAUAUGGCUGCCUUUUUGGAGAAGAGAUGUCGGAUGAUGGAAAACAUUGAAAAUGCUAUGGUAACCCACACACCUAGCAACCAGAAUCGCGCAGAUUCAAGAAAGGACCAAGGAUAUGGCUUGGCAUCAUAUAUCGACCCACUACAACCCGGCUGUCAUAUUAUCCAGAGGAUGUACUCCGCUCGAACUUUUGGAUUCGACGCUGUGGCGUGAGGGCCCACCAUUCCUGCGGACAGACGAAGCUUGCUGGCCGCCUCAUACGCCUACUCUAGUAGAUGUGCCUGAACGCCGCCGCCUCGCGCUGGUGCUGACGCAAAGCCAGGAUAUUUCGUAUGGCUGCAAGUUUCAAAAUUGUUUUGGAAAGCUGCAGCGAGUCUUUGGCUACAUACAUCGGUUCCUAAUGCUAAAAGCCAAGGAUGAGCC